This is a messenger RNA of Ctenocephalides felis (cat flea), 204 nucleotides long. RefSeq lists its product as uncharacterized. The transcript has 2 exons. Lineage: Eukaryota; Metazoa; Arthropoda; Insecta; Siphonaptera; Pulicidae. The record is from RefSeq and is a predicted model, not a curated record. The coding region runs from base 1 to 204 and encodes 67 amino acids.
AUGCCCGUCGGCGGGCGUAUGGCCGGCAAAGUCGGCUUCAUCAACAGCAAUUAUAAUGGUCGUUCCGGUUCCGGCUUCAACGAGGAGAUCAUCUGGGUGAGCAUAGGCAUGGGAAUCACGAUAGCCGUGCUCAUCAGCAUGGCGCUCUGCUACAUAGCCCGGGAGAAAUGCCGCAAACGACGCGAGUACUACAUCACGGCGUAG